Messenger RNA from Caenorhabditis bovis, 1569 nucleotides. Lineage: Eukaryota; Metazoa; Nematoda; Chromadorea; Rhabditida; Rhabditidae. The record is from the annotation of a GenBank genome assembly.
AUGGAUCCUAACAACCGUCGUCACGCAGGGAGCAAAAACGAGGCUCUACAUGUGGAUGCAAACACGAGAGGUGAACUAAUCAUAGAGGUCUCGAUGUCCGCCAAUCGCAGUCAUUCGAACGACAACGAAUAUUUUGCACCGAGCCCGGGAUCGUCUGUCGGAGCUAGUGUCUCGCUUUUCUCAUCGCGGAACUCGGAAAUCGACAUGCAUGAUCAUGAAGAAGGUAUUAUCACUCCAAUGGAAAGUUCUCGCAUUGUCAUGCUGCAUCAGUGCGUUGAAGAGAUGAUUCGCGACAAUGACAUCCGUACACGCUAUCCGCAAUUCUAUAAAUUUCUUCAGGAGGAAGAGCCGAGUUGGUUCGAGCCAUCACCACACAAGGGUACCAUCUUUCGCGUCUCGAGAAAGACAGCUGAGCCACCAGAGGGUCCGUACUUGAAAAAGGAGCUUCGUUAUGAAAUGCUUGAUCUCAUGUACCGCUUUCUUCGGCAAAAACAGAUUAACGGAGCACAAAAGCGCGAAAUGGACGAGUUGAAGGAGGCAAAUCGUCAAUUGCGCAUCACGUCGGUUCAGAUAUACGCCAAAGCGGAACAAGAGGAAGAAUUCAUAUCAAACUCACUUUUGAAGAAAAUACAAAAGCUCAAGGAGGACAAAGAGUUCUUGAUGAAAAAAUACCAGAAGGACGAAGAGUCGCUUACUAGUGAUCUUAUUACCAAUGUCACCAAAAUUGCCGAAUGUCAUCGAAAUGACGAAAAUGUUAAGGAAGUGAAAGAUCCUAAGGACAUUGUCGCAGAAAAGGAGGCCGAAAUUGAGCGUCUACAGGCUCAAUGCCGUCGUGCUGAAAAGGACUAUCAAGCUGAGCUUCUUCGCUUACGUGCCGAAAAAGUUGAUCAUGAGGCCGCUUUGGAGCAAGAACAAGAGAACCUCAUCAACAAGCUCGGAAAACGCAUGGCGAUCUCCAAUGAUGAAAAACGCAAGAUGCAAGCCGCAUUGGAGGCGGCCUACAUGAACGGCUUCAUUGACUUCAACGAAGGCGUUGAGUGCGCAUUCCGCGCUACUGCUGCCGAAAGAUAUGGAACUCUUCCAUCGCCGUCGCCAACUCUUCGCAAUGGAGCGCCAUCUCCAUCUCUCAAUCCACAAUCUUUCGUUCCGCAACUGAACGAUGCAGGAGUUUUGUAUGUUGACAAUCAGCGACUUCAAGGAAUUGUUCGCCAGCUAACUGCCAAAAACGAAGAUCUUGAGAAGCAUCAAAGCGAGUUGACCAACAAAGUAGCCCGUCUCACUAUGACCAUUGAUUUGUUGAAGCGUGAAGCUCGCUACAUGGAAGCCAACGUCAACAAGCGCAUGAAUGCAUUCCUAUCAAAGAUCGUCAACGCUGCCGACGAGGCCGUCACCCAGGUGUCCUCGUCGACUUCUCCAUCGUCGAGCACCACUGUUCAGCAAGCCACUUCAACUACAUCAUCAGCAAUUGUGCACCCCAUGCCUGCCCCACAACCGCCAACUGCACUCGCUACUGUCUACCCAAUUCAGCGCUCAACAGGAUCUCGCAACGAUUCCAACAACACAAUGUAA